AUGGAUAAUUAAGAAAAAAUAGAAACUAAAGAUCUAUAAAUUAACAUUAAUUAAGAUUCAGAAAAUAAUAGUUCUGUUAUUACUAAUCAAUUAAAUUCUCUUAAACAUGAUUUGGAUGAAAAUUAAUCAUAAUAAAAUGAAAUCGUAUCAAUCAAUGAAGAUUAUUAGCAUAAACUUAAUUUAGCUUUAUAGUAGAAUGAAUCUCUUGCUUAGUAAGUAUUACAAUUGAAAGAGGAGUCUUAUUAAUAGAAUCAAAAGAUAGAGUUGAAUAUUAUAGAAUAUUAAACACUAAAUAAAACUAAUGAGAAAACUAAUAUGGAAUUAAAUCAAAAGUAUGAUAAAGUAUGUUAAGAUUUCGAAUAAGAAAUUUAGAAACUUUAAAAUGAAAAAUAAGAAUCACUUACAGAGAUAUAUAAUUUAAAAGAAUAAGUUUAAUAAAUUUCUCAAGAUCAUUAAAAAGCGUAAGAAAAAAUUUAAGAUUAAACAGAAAUUAUCUAUCAAAUUGAAUAAUAAAAUCUUCAAAAUUAAAAUAUUUUAUCAAUCAAUUCUAAUUUAACAAAAGAAAUUGAAUCUCUUAAUAAGUUAAUCAAAGAUUAAUAAUUGCAGAUUGAUACAUUAAAUAGAAAUCUAAUAAAUUAAUUAUAAUAAGAAAAAGAAUCAUUUAUAUUAGAGAAAUAGUAAUUAUAGACUCAAUAUGAAACUUAUUAAUAAGAAUUAUUAAAUGAAAUUGAAGCUUUAGCAUAACUUUUGAAAAAAUCAGAGUUAGAACAUUAAUAGAUUGAUGCCUCUUAUGAAUUGAGUAGAAAGGAAAUUGAAAUAUUAAGUGAAAAAAAUUUAGAAUUAGAAAACUUAAACAAGGAUUUGACAUUGCAAUUAGAAACAUUUAAAAUUAAUUAAGAAUAAAUAUAAGAAUUGAAUCUACAACUUUAAAAUUAAUAAAAAAAUCUUAAAGAACAAUUAAUGUUAGAAGUGGAAUAAAAAAGUCAAGAUUUAGAUCUUCUUAAUAAAUAGAUUUAAAAUGAAUUAUAGGAUAAAUUAUAGCUUUAGUAAAAUAAUGAAGUUUUAUCAGAAAAAGUUUAAGAAUUAGAAAAUAUUGUAAUAUAACUGAGAAAUUAGUAGAAAAUACAAGAAGAAAAAACAUAAUUAGAGUAUGAAGUAUUGUAAAUAAGUUUGGAAGAAGCUCAAGAAAAAGAAAAAGAAAGUUUAGAAUAAGAAAAUCUAAUUAAAAUUAAAUUUUAAGAAUUGAGUUAAAAGUAUGAAAUAUUAGAACAAGAAAUUAAGUAAAAUAAUCAAUAAAUGAACGAAGAGAGAUAAAUAUUAAAAGAAGAACUUCAAUAUUAUUAAAAUUUAUGUGAAGAGUUAAAAAAUAAUUUAGAUUCAAUAAAAAAAAAUCAUAAAAAUGAAUUAGAAUAAUUAAAAAUAUAAAUGGAUGAAUAAAAUAAACUCAAUUAUGAAUAAGAAAGAUAAAAUAUUAAGUAGCAAUUACAAAUAGAAAAUUAGCAAUAAUCUGAAUUUAUUUAAUAGUACUAAGAUAUACAUGCUAAUGAAAUAAAAGUGUUGCAAGAUGAAAUAAAAAGAUUAGAAGUUCAAAAUUAAGAAUAAAAGAAAUAAUUAAUGGAUUAACUAGAAAAAAAAGAAAAAGAAUAUUAAUAAGAAGUUGAUUUAUUAACUAGAUAGCGCAUGGAAUAAGAUGAAAUGAUAUAAACAUUUUAAAAAUCUUAAAUGCUUUUAAAAGAGAAGGAAUCUUAGAUAGAUCAAUUAAAUUUAUAAUUAUGUGUUAAUUAAGAAGAUUAAUAUAAUAUGGAAUAAAAAUAUGAAAACACAUUGUUAUUAUAAAAAUAAAAACAUGAAUCAUAAAUUGAAGAUUUACAUCGAUUGAUUCAAGAAUUGAAAUAAUAAUUAGAAACAGUUGAAAGUGAAGGUAAGAUGAUGUAAAAUAGUUUAAAUGAUAUGGAAGUAUUAGAUUUUAAAUGUAAGGAAUUGAAAACUGAAAAUGAUGAAUUAAAGUAAAAAAUUCAAGAAAAAUAAACUUAAAUUGAUGAAUUUAAAUUAAAGGUUGAUUUUAUUGAUGAUAAAGAUGAAGAAGAAUAAAAUAAAGAUGCUUAAAUAGAAGAAUUGAAAGCUUAUAUAAUAAAAUAAGAAGAAGAUUAUUCAGAAUAAUUUGAAAAAUUGGGUAUCUAGAUUGAAAAAUCAAAAAAUUAAAUAAAAGAAUUGGAGUAAGAAAAUUAAGAUUAAAAAAAAAUAAUUGCAUAAUAUCAUACUUAAGUGCAUUCAUAAUAAGUUUAAUUAUAAUAAGUGAUAUAAUAAUAAUAAAAUAAAUAAAGUUGUGAUUCAGGAAUUAAUUAGAAUAUUUCAAAUCCAUAUGUAUAAAAUUAAUAACAAUCACACAAUUAAGAAAAAACAGUAACAAUUCCAGUUAAAGAGUUAUAAAAUUGGGAUAAGAAAUCUAAAGAUUAAUUAAAUUAAAUAAAAGUAUUAUAAACAGAAUUAUUAUAAUUAAAAUAAUUAUAAGAGGAAUAAACAAAAGCAUAGAAUACUAAAUAACAAAAAACUAAUCUAUCAAUGGAAAGUUUGGUUUAAAAAUGUUAGGCUUUAUAAUAAAUAAUCGAUGAUAGUAGUGUUAUAAAUUCUAAAUUGACUUCAGAGUUAGGAUGGUUCAAAUAAUAAAAUUCAUAAUUAAAAGAAGAUUUAAAAUUAUGUAAUUCUGAACUGCGAGAUUUAAGAAUAAUUUCUUAAAAUAAAUUUAAAUUAGAAAGUGAACUUUAGUAAGCAUUAAAUACAUUAUCUGAAUAUUAAGACCAAUAAAAAGUAAUUGUUAUAUAGUUAUUUAGUUAAUCAAAAAACUUGGAGAUGAAAAUUAGAGAUUAAAAGAAGAAUUUGAGAAUACAUCAAAGUAAUUUAAAUAAAAUGAGAAAUAAAGAAUAAAAGUAAAUAAUUAUUUUAUGAUUUUUAGUUAUAAGAAAAAUAUGAUGAAGUAUGUGAAGAAUUAGGAAAGGUGAAAAAACAAGGGUAAAAUAUAGAAUUAGAAUUGGAUUAAAAAUCACUUAAAUUAAAAGAUUUGGAGAAGAUCUUGUCAACAUAAUUUUAGGAAUUUUCUAUUUUAGAAUAAAAAUAUAAUGAUUAAAAUUAGAUAAAUGAUGAUUUGAGAAAUUAAUUGAGAAUAAAUUAGAAGAGAUAUUCCUAAGAAAUAGAAUAGUUAACAUAGGAUUUAAUGUUGAAAUAAAAAAAAUUAAUAUAAUUAGAGGAAUAAAGCCAUAUUAUGUCUAAAGAUUUAUAAAUAAUGCGAGAUAUGUAAUUUAGAUAAAAAACAGUGAUAGAAGCACCAUUAACGAAGAAAGAAAAAAUAGUAGUAGAAUCUUUGGCAAAUAGAGUAUAAGAACUAGAAAUUCAAAAUAAAACUAUGAAAGAUUAAUAUAAUUCAAAAAUUAUUAGUUUGACAAAUUAAUUAGAAGAAAAAAUAAUCUACAUAUAAUAAUUGGGUUACAAUCUGAGCAAGGCUUAUCCUAAUUUGUCAGAGUCAGACAUGUAAUAAAUUUUGAUUAUUAAUUUUAGAAUUGAUAAAGAAGAUAGAAAAUUGAUAUAAUCAUUAAGAAAUAAAUAGAAUAUACAAGAUAUUUUAGAAGUAAAAAUAAAUUAAAUAUUUAGAAAACAAUGAUUGAAAAUUUGUAAUUAAGAGAUCAGAUAAAAUUAUUAGGGGCUGAAUUGAAUAAAAGAAGAUGA
Molecule: messenger RNA, 3720 nt
Organism: Paramecium sonneborni
Lineage: Eukaryota; Ciliophora; Oligohymenophorea; Peniculida; Parameciidae
Source: the annotation of a GenBank genome assembly